AUGUUAUCGACAGACGGGAGAUGGAAGCUCACCCCGAGGCUUCACUCUGUCAAGUUUGUGUUUGACACGCCGACCCCGUCGGAUGUGCAAACUCCAGACGAGAUCGUCUUUGAGAACCCGUUCCCUGCCGAUGUUGCGGGUGCUCCCAAGCGCUUCGUCGUCAAGGCUCCCGCCGGACAAAGUCCUAAGCAAGAGUAUGGCGUUGCACAGGCAGCUCAAAACAACGGCGAAGAAUCGUCCGGAGGUGUGUCGCAGCUGCUCAGCGAGCCGUUUGUCACCAAAAGUGCACCCGCCGAUGCGAAGGCGACUACAACCCAACGAUCCCGUGUCCGAGGCCCCGUCUGCGAGCUAGACGGAGAUAUCAAGCCUGCGGUAUGCGCUGCUUGGGCUCUGAUUCUAUCGUCUCGGACGGCCAGCGAAGAUGUUCGCUUCAAGAUUUGCGGCACGGGUCGCUCAUGUCCACUAUCCCCGGUCAACCUUUCCAUCGAUCGCAAUCAGCAGGUUGCUAACUUUCUCAAAUGCGUUGCAAACACACCGGCCGUGUCUGGUGUUACCAACACUGAGUCGAGUAUGAUCGCUCCCGCAACAGACGCUGUUUUCCCCCAAACCAUCGUGGCCUUCCCACCGACUGUACUAGGAGUCCAAGAAUUAUCGGACGCCACUGACUGGGCCAUUCGACUCGAGUGUUCCAUCGAUAACCAAGAAUUGGAGCUCUUUGCCACUUUUGAUCAACAGCAGUUCUCUCGCCUGGAAGUGCGGCUCCUGCUAAACGACCUGGAGCAUGUUCUUUGGCAGUUGAACCGCCUCAAGACACAGCAAAUGACUUUAGGCGACAUCCAUACGCUAAGUCCUGCGAGCCAGCGUCAUCUUGUACAGUUAAACAGGCCGCUCCCGAAACAAGAAGACGUUCUGGUCCACGAUGUGAUAGCCCAGCAGGCCGGAUCGCGGAAACAGGCUCAUGCAGUCUGCGCUUGGGAUGGCACCCUGUCGUACACUCAGCUACAGAACCACGCCGACAAACUUGCAAAUCACCUUUCGAGCAUUGGCGUGGGGCCCGAGGUCUUGGUCCCCGUGAUCUUCGAAAAGUCAGUCUGGAGCGUUGUGGCCAUACUGGGAGUGAUAAGGGCAGGGGGCGCUGUCGUGGCCCUUGAUCCGUCACUCCCUACGGCCCGAAUCCGCAUGAUUGUUCAAGACCUAAACGCAUCCAUCGUAUUAUCAUCAGUCGGUAGCCAAGGCAAGAUCCCCGAGCAUAUACCUCAGGAAAACAGGUUCAUCAUCAGCGAACGACUCUUUCCAACACUUUCUACCAAAGCCGCAUCCUGGCCGGCUCGGCUGGUUACGUCCAACAAUGCACUUUACGUAGUUUACACAAGCGGCUCGACGGGGAAGCCAAAGGGUGUGGUGGUCACUCAUACUUCCUUUUGCUCCAGUUCAAGGGGAUUCUCCCAAGCUAUUCACCUCGACUCGCCAAAGGCUCGCGUGCUGCAGUACUCCUCUUUCUCGUUCGACAUUUCCAUGCUCGAGAUCCUCUCCACCCUGAUGGCCGGUGCGUGUAUCUGCAUUCCAUCGGAAGAAGAGAGAAUGAACAACUUGGCCGGAUGCAUCACAGGCAUGCAUGUCAACUGGGCCAUGUUGACGCCGUCAGUGGCGAGCUUGAUGAGCCCAGAGGAAGUCCCCGGCCUAGAAGUGCUCUGCUCUGUUGGAGAAUCACUCCCGCAGGAUGUUGCAGACACGUGGGCCGACCACGUCAAAACCAUCAAUGCAUAUGGUCCUGCGGAAUGCUCAGCCGUCACUGUCGUCAGCAAACCCAGAACCAAGGGCGUCAAGAGCAUUUCCAUCGGAAGACCCGCGAACUGCGCUGUAUGGAUCGUCACCGAGAACGGAAAAGUUGCCCCCUUCAACAGCAUUGGCGAGAUUGUUGUCGAGGGGCCCCCUCUGGCCCGCGGCUACCUUGAAGACGAAGAGCAGACUAACGCCGUCUUUCUCGGCGACCCGAGCUUUCUCCGCGGCAUCGUGGCGGAUCCGAUGCGAUGUUACCGAACGGGCGAUCUCGGGCGGAUGAACGUGGACGGUUCGAUUGACUUUCUGGGAAGAAGAGACAGCCAAGUGAAGAUCAAUGGCCAGCGCGUUGAGCUUGGCGAGAUCGAGCACCAGCUGAAACAAUCUCUCCAGGUGGCCCACCCAUUCCAGUCUUCCGAGUUUACUUGGGAUGUUGUAGUCGAGCUCCUGCGGCCGAUUGGGGCGAGGAAUGGUGUCCUCACAGCUUUCCUGGCUCCCAGGCAGAUGGCCAGAAGUUCCGCGCACUACAGGGAGCAGACUGUUGCCAGAAAAACAGACCCGGCUUGGAGAGAUACUCAUGGCAGAUUCAAAGAAGCUUCUAGGGAGCUUUCUGGGGUUCUUCCAGCCUACAUGAUCCCCAGCGCAGUCAUCCCAUGCUACGCAUUGCCCCUUUCGCCCUCCGGGAAAGUUGACAGGAAAGCACUCCGUCGCCUGGGGAAUGCGAUGACCAUGAAGCAGUUACUGCAGAUACCGGAACAGCACAAAGACGACUUCUCCAAUGCUAGUACAGACACGUCUGGACUGCAAUCAACCGACCUUACAGACUGCGAAGGAGAAUCGUCAGUCGGUCAGCACACAGUCUCAUCCGACGCACAGCCCUCGGCCCUCAGCUGCACACCCGUCGAACUUACUUUGCGCAAGGCUUGGGCCAAGGUCCUCGGAGCUUCCGAAGACACCAUCACGGUCGACGACGACUUCUUCAGACUUGGCGGGGACUCGAUCGGGGCCAUCAAAGUCGUUGCUGCAUGCCGCCAACUGGGGCUUCAGAUCAAUGUCGCCAACAUCUUCAAGAACUCUGUGCUAAAGAAGAUGGCCUUGGUCUGCAAAAGUGCUGAAGACAGCUACGUCAAGCCAAUAGUUCGAUUCGCUCCAUUCCAACUCCUACGCCAGGACGCAGUACCUGAGCUUCGCGAAGAAGCGUCGUUCCAAUGCGGUGUCAAGCCGGAGGAUAUCGAAGACUUGUUUCCCUGCACUCAUAUGCAAGAGGGCCUGAUGGCAGUCAAUCUCACACGACCAGGCAGCUACACCGGCCGGUGGAUCCAUCCGCUGCCCCGAGGAAUAGACCUGGCCCGGUUCCAGAGCGCUUGGGAGGACACCCAUGCGACAUCGCCAAUUCUGAGGACUCGGUUUGCUACGACUUCAGCUGCGGGUUCCCUUCAAGCGGUGAUCAAAGAGAAGAUUCAAUGGCUCUUCCACGAUGAUCUUGAGGCCUACCUGAAUAAGGAUGACUCCGACCCCAUGUUUCCCGGAGACUCACUCAACCGGUUUGCGCUCAUAUCGUCGACAAAUGGAGCUUGGACGUUCGUGUGGACCAUCCAUCACAUGCUGUACGAUGGCUGGUCACUCGCAAUGCUUUGCAGAAAGGUCAACGACUCAUAUCAUGACCGCAACGUCAAACCGGCAACUGACUACCGACACUUUGUGCUGUACACAAACCAGCUCUCACCUAACACCUAUUCAGAUUAUUGGAAGGAAGAGCUCCUUGAUUCUCCUGCGUCAUGCUUCCCCGCCGUACCAAAGCUGGGCCAUCGAUCCUUUGCUAGAGCCGUUGUUAGGGAUGAGCUUGCUCUCGAUCUCGAUCCCUCUGCUGGCAUCACCAUGUCGACCCUUGUACGCGCAGCAUGGGCUGUGAUGGUCAGUCAUUUUUCCACAUCGGACGACGUCAUCUUCGGAGCAACUGUUUCCGGAAGACAGGCGCCUCUUGACAAUAUCGAGAGCAUUGAGGGACCAACAAUUGCGAGCGUUCCUGUUAGAGUUCGGCUUGAUAAGGAGAUGGCUGUUCUCAGUUUCCUCCACCGGAUCCAAGACCAGGCGACAUCAAUGAUACCCUUCGAACAGGCUGGAAUCCAGCGCAUCAAAACCCUGAACGAGGAUACAAAGCGGGGCUGCGAGUUUCACAAUCUUCUUGUGGUGCAAGCUGGCGGAGCCUGGGACGAGUCGGGGUUGGGUCCUCUGGGGAAGCCGGUAUACCGUGAAGAGUAUACGACUUUCCCAGUCACAUGCGAGGUCUGGCUUCAUCCAGGGCGAGCCGAGUUUGCAACUCACGUCGACGAGGAGGUGACAAGCCGGAUCUUUGUGGCACAGGCAAUUGAGACUGUCAAGGUCAUCAUGUCCCAGCUCGCUUGGGCUGCAUCGAGGCCAAAUUCUGGCCUCAAAGUAGCUGGCCUGGUUUUUGAUCAGUUUACGGGCCCUGAGGAAACAUACUCCCAUGACAACGCAGUUGCAACAGUUGCAUCUACACUGCAUGGAACCAUCUCCGAGAAGUGCCAACUACAACCCGAACGAGACGCCAUCGUUUCAACAAGCGAUUGCAUCUCUUACGCAGCUCUUGAAUGCAUGUCCUCCGCCCUUGCCACGCAUCUAACAAAAAGCGGCGUAUCUCCAGGAGAAAUGGUCCCAUUGUGCUUCGAGAAGUCAGUAUGGACAGUCAUUGCGAUGCUUGGAGUUCUGAAAGCGGGAGCUGCCUUCGUUCCGUUGGACCCGAGCCAGCCCAUCUCCCGCCUAAGAGAGGUUGCUGCGCAAGUCAAAGCGAAGAUUGUCCUCAUGUCAAAGUUCCAGUCAAAAGCGACAGAUCUCGGUAUUGAUACACGCAUUAUCGUAGAUCGAGACUCACUUGAGGCAUUGACCAGAUCGUUGAGCUUCAAGACCCUCGCUCCUCGUUGCGAAACUAACCACCCGGCAUAUGUUAUCUUCACAUCCGGGUCUACUGGAACCCCAAAAGGCAUCGUGGUCUCACACUCCGCUUUUGCUUCUAGCGCAGCUUCACACGGUUCGGCCUUCGGAAUGUCUUGCAACAACCGCGUACUGCAGUUUUCCGCAUACAGUUUUGACGCUAGCUUGUUCGAGAUUCUUACCACGCUUAUCCACGGCGGGACAAUCUUUGUACCUACAGAAAAGGAGCGCCUGGAAGCCAUCGGAGAAUUUGUUGAGAGACACAGUAUCAACUUCGCCCUCUUGACGCCGUCGGUCGCCCGUAUCAUCGAUCCUACAGAAGUCCCUUCGAUACAGACCCUAGUUCUGGGGGGAGAAGAGCCAGAUCAACUGGUAGUGAAGAAAUGGCUGGAUGCUGGAACCAGGCUCUUCAACGCGUACGGGCCGAGCGAGUGUUCCGUUAUCGCUGCCUGCUACUCCUGUUCUCACGAAAUGGAUCCCCGAACAAUUGGUAUCUCUGUCGGAUGUUCAUCAUUGAUAGUGGAUCCAGACGACGAAUCAAGCCUGGCUCCUGAAGGGGAAGUUGGCGAGUUACUCAUCGGAGGCCCAAUUUUGGCAGAUGGGUAUCUGAACGAUCCAGAAAGAACACAGUCAGCAUUCGUCAACAUUCCCUCGUAUUCAACAGGCACUCGGGCGGAAGUUGACAGACGCUUCUACAAGACAGGAGAUCUUGUCAAGAGAACCGGGGACGGCAACAUAGUCUACGUUGGUCGAAAAGACAUGCAAGUCAAGAUUAACGGCCAAAGGAUUGAACUCGGUGACAUCGAGUCUAACUUGGCUGGUUGCCUCAAUGUCAACCGUGCUGUUGUUCUUUUCCCGUCGCAAGGGCCAUUUUCGAAACAACUUGUGGCCGUUUUGGAGCUUCAGAUGGGCCAUGACGCAGCAGUCUCUGGGCUCUCGCACCUAAGUGCCUAUUUCAACAAGAAGUUAGACAGCGUUCGUCGAGAGCUAGCUGCGAAAGUACCUAGUAUCAUGCUGCCGACUCAUUGGGUUGACGCCAGUACCCUCUGUGGCGAUGGAUUUCCGCUGUUAGCAUCGGGCAAGCUGGACAGGAAACAGAUUGUAACCUGCUUAGAAGCACAGUCGAAAGGGAGACAAGCCAUAACUGACAUCCCAGCCAGAGCGGUUGGCGGGUCUAUAGCCAUAUUUCCAGGAGAGAUGCCCGCUUACGAUUUGGCGGAGAAGAUUGCGAGUCUGGUACCUUCCAAGUCAUCUUCUAGGCCAAGUCUGUCUGUGGGUGUUGAUGAUACCUUCCUUCAUACGGCUGGUCUUGGCUCACUGAACAUGAUGUCGCUGAUGCACUUCAUUCGCAUGAGAUAUCGAACCAAGGUCAGCAUGCAACUCUUGAUGGAUGAAACAACGAGCAUCCGAACAUUGGCAGCAUUGAUCGUCGGCUCCAGCGCAAGUCAAGGCAGCAUGACAAGAAGUCCCUCCCCAAAGAUUGGUGGAAGGGUAGAUAUUCUAGCCCAAGUCAACCGGUAUGAUGAGAAAUUGCUUCAUUUAUCGCCAAAACAUCAUGGACUUGCUUCCCAGUACCCCACCAAGACCUGGAGGGACAACAACAUCAAAGUCUUCCUUACUGGGGCCAGCGGGUACUUGGGCACGCAAAUCUUGCGUCAGCUUCUUGAGAGUCGAAAUAUCAGUCGCGUGACAACUCUCGUGCGCAGUGCGAAUCCCGAUGGGGCUAAGAGUCGGGUGAUUGAGGCAGCUCGGAAGGCCCAGUGGUGGACCGAGUUCCACGAAGACAAACUUGAAGCUUGGGUUGGCGACUUAUCGCAGCCACAGCUCGGUCUAGAGCAAGAUCAUUGGAGUCUCCUGAGCGAUGGUCAGUCCUUUGACGUCAUCAUCCACAACGGUGCUGUUGUUCAUUGGAACAAGAGCUACUCAGCCCUCGAGGCUGUCAACGUUGGCUCGACUGCGCAAUUACUUAGCCUCGCAGUCCAACACCCAUCAUUGAGGUUCGCUUAUGUCUCAGGAGGCCGACAGUGGAAGCGGAGCCCGGAAGCGGACGAGGACGUUGCUCGCGAACUUGCAGACUCGAUUGGCUAUAGCCAGACAAAGUUCGUUGCAGAGGUGCUGGUCAGGAGGGCUGCCGAGCGAUGUCUCUCCACUGCAAGGAAUAUCGCAGUGUUUAGGCCUGGGCUCAUCAUUGGGACACCCACAGAGGGGGUAGCUAACUUGGACGACUACAUUUGGCGACUAACAUCGGCUAGCAUCAACGUUGGCGCUUACAACGACAGCGAUGAGGAUGCCUGGUUGCACGUUUCAGAUGCAGCAACUACCGCCGCGGCCGCCAUUCAGACUGCCCUCAACCCAGAGCUACAGGCACACGCAGUCAAGAGCCAAGAGGACGGAAUGACUUGGGGCGCAUUUUGGAGGCUGAUACAAUCUGCGGGGUAUGAUAUUCACCCAAGGCCUGCAUCAGAAUGGCUUUCGGCAGUCAGGAGGGAUCUUUUUGCGCGGCAGGAGGCGCAUCCUUUAUGGCCCCUGGCGCACAUGCUUGAAGAUGGCUCAUUAGAAUGGGCGUUCCGCGUCAAUCAUCCAGAAGACUGCCCUGUGCAACUGAAAGUUGCUAUAAGAAGGAACGUCGAGUUUCUUGUGCAGGCUGGGUUUCUUCCUAGAAUUGAUGUCUGA
Messenger RNA from Colletotrichum navitas, 7404 nucleotides. Its product is annotated as amino acid adenylation domain-containing protein. Gene Ontology annotation, molecular function: phosphopantetheine binding; catalytic activity. The record is from RefSeq and is a predicted model, not a curated record. Lineage: Eukaryota; Fungi; Ascomycota; Sordariomycetes; Glomerellales; Glomerellaceae. Gene Ontology annotation, biological process: amino acid activation for nonribosomal peptide biosynthetic process; secondary metabolite biosynthetic process. The transcript has 2 exons. Gene Ontology annotation, cellular component: cytoplasm. Bases 1 to 7404 code for a protein of 2467 amino acids.